Molecule: messenger RNA, 8906 nt
Organism: Camarhynchus parvulus
Lineage: Eukaryota; Metazoa; Chordata; Aves; Passeriformes; Thraupidae
Gene: NFRKB
Product: nuclear factor related to kappaB binding protein
Exons: 27
Coding region: 4030-7929 (1299 amino acids)
Cellular component (GO): Ino80 complex
Molecular function (GO): protease binding
Source: RefSeq, a predicted model, not a curated record
CUGACCCUUAUUUUUCCUUUUUGGCCAGCAAACAAUAUUAUUUCAGCUGUAUGGCAAAAAGCCUGCCUAAUGAAGGCUUCCUGGCAGAUUGUUGUAUGUAUAUUUUUAACAGGAGCCAUUAAACAGGAGAGCAUCAUGUAAGUUGUUAGAAUAUGGCAGAACUGCUUCCUGUGGCUUCUAGCAGCCAAGGUGAAGGGGUCAUAUGAGCAGACUGCCUGCAGAAAGGAGCAGCAGCAGUCAAGCAGUGGUUCGUGGUGUCCCUUUAUGGGGAUGGAUUGAACAAUGAAGCUGUGAAGAUGUGCCGAAGCAGUCCGUUAAAUUAUUAUUUUUCCAGCCCUCCAGAACUGUUUACGUGCUGUCUGCCCUGCCCUGUUUUACCCAGCAGUUUCAGAAAGCAAGAAAAGCACAGUCUUAAACCCAUGUUGUUUGGAACAAACUGACUGAAGUCCUAGGAGCACCUAAGGGUAGUACAGAGCCACUGUUACUUCUUUUCUCUCCAGUGUUUGCAGGGAAAAUUGCUUUUUUGCCUAUAAACAAACAAACAAACAAAAAAAGCAGCUCAGCUAAACCUGCACAGUAGCUUCUGCUGUGAUCUAAGAUAGUUGUACAAGGAGAAAAUGAGGAUACAGAGCACUCCUCUGAAGGGACAGGGUCGCCAUCUCUGUGGCCGCCUCAAAGUAAACAUAUUUCUUCAAGACUGGAUGGAGAGUUGGUUUCUUUUUUUUCUUUUUUUUUCCAAAUAACCUUGUUAACAAUGUACUGUAAUUCCUUUCAACAGUUCCAGAAAACAACCAACCAUGGACUCGGGAAACAUACAAGAAACAUGCUAGUGGACCACUAUUUAUGGGACAUGGAAAGCCAUCCAUGAGGGUUGCCAGUUGUGAUGGACCUGGUCUACAUACAGAAUUCAUGUUGCAUUUAAGGGACCAGGAGAAAGGGAAAGAGAAGGUUUAUCUUUUAAGGCCAUGUAAUAUGUUUUUCCUUACAUAGUUCUUCACAGGUUGUCUUGGUUGUUUAAGGCAUUCUGGUGGUUGCAAAAACAUGACUAGAACUCCAUUGACUCCUGGUGGGAUAUACUGUGUAUGUCUGAAUUUCCAUUCAUUGCUGGAAAACUCAUCUGUGCAUAUCAGGAUACAUUUAUUUAUAAAACAGACACAAAGAAGGAUGCUGUGUCUUAGAGGUCCUUGAGACAGAGAACUUGAGAAGUUUUUUUUAUUUGUUUUCUCUUGUACUGCACUGAGUGUGAUUAUGGGACUCUUCUAUAGAUAUUCCCAUGGAUUCAGAUGUGGAUUACCCAUGUCAAUUAGCAUUACACAUUGUGGUAUCAGAUUUUAUGGAAUUAAAGCUCUUUGACAUGAGGGAACUCCACACUCAGGCUGCACAAGAGCAAAUCUGGUUCCUUGUGGGCAAAGCCUUCUAGCAGGCAUGGCUUUGGUAAUUAAUGUAUCUGUUAAUGUGGCAUGGAAAUAGUAUUGAGAUAAAUCAGUUGGCCAAUACUGGCCAGCUGAGAACUGUUCUGAGGUAACUCUGAAGUGACUUGCAAAACGUGGAUUACUUUUUUUCCUAGGAUUUCUCUUCUCUUGCUGUACCACCAUACUGAGGCACUAAUGAGCUGGGUAGAAUUAACAUGAACCAGAGCUCCCAUUUGGUCAAGUGCAGUGAUGAGUGAGUGACCUUACGUUCUGUGGAUUUGGCAGCCCAGCCACUGUGGCAGUGUGGAGAAACAACCACAAUGCCCAGUAACUUGAAUACAUGUUGCUGAGGACUUUGGAAUUACAAUGUUGAGCCUUGCAAUGGUUUUUAUGUGGGAAGAGAGUAGGGAGAAUUUUGUCAUGGCUUUUUUCAGACUGCUGCUAAUUUAAUAACAAGCCAGAAAUGCUACAAGUAGUAGGAAAAUAGCAGACUUGGAAAUGGAAGACUGGGAUACUAGAGGAUUGUGGGAGCAAUUUUAAGAAUCUUAAAAGUUUGACAAUAGAUGAACGUCAGAUAUAUUCCCGUUAUUGAUCUUGCACAUGUGGGGUUUAAAAACUACUUUGCUCUAUUCACCUUUGUUGGAACAGUCCAUGAAUGAGGACAGUUUUACCAGUUAUUUAAAAAUGAAAACUAUUUAAAACAGAAAACCAUUUUAAAACAUUUUUGAACUCCAGUCUUUCCUCAUCAAAGUUUCUCUGCCCUGCAGCAGCAGCACUCUCGGGCUAUUGGCCUGACUCCAGGUGAAGUAAUUCUUAGUAUCAGAAGUUGAAUGAAUUGCCUGUGAAAGAAGCAAGUCUGGAAAUGGAAGUACCACAAAAUUUCCUUCCAAAAUAAGGAACUACAGUGAUUGCACAGAUGGCAAAGGUUGCACAGAUUUUUUUCUCCAUUUCUGCAGUGCAGAAGGAAUGGGAUGUAUUAUUAUUGUUUGUAAACCAGAGCAACCCAAAGAUCUCUCUAAGUUGUAUCCCACAGAAGUGUAAAUCCAGAGUCCUCUCAGUUGCCUGGAAGGUCUGUGUUUUGUUUGGAGAUGCUGUCCCUUGGAGGCAUUCUGGGUCAGAUUCUGUAUUUUCCUGGAGGAAAAAGAAAACAAUCCCAGCCUGCGCACCCUGAUCUUGCACCUCUUGGACUGCUCAGGCCCCAUCUCUUAUUUAACUGUGUAUGUUUAUUGUACAUUUGGUGACUGUUGUUGUGUUCAGAGUCUUGUGCAACCUGACAGGUGUAAAAAAAAAAAAACCAAACCAACCUUAAAAUAAUAAAUCUGUUUCUCUUUUUUUUUUUUUAAUCACUCACGAUGACCAAUCUGUUCAUUGGGCUAAGGUGUGAGGUGGAGGGUGAGUGAGGUGGAGUGUGGAUAGAUGGGAUGAUAACAGUAUAGCGGUUACAGGGAAAAAUACAUUUGCUGCUCUCUGGAUGGAUCACAGAAUUUCCGACCUCCCACAACAGAGUCCAGGGGAGGAUAAGUGGAGAGUGGACUGGAGUGGAGCCCCUGUGUCUCUGUUGAAACCCUUGCAAAGUAUGGAAUUUUAAAAACUAUUUUUAAAUUUAAAUUUGAAAGUUCUUUCUAGCUGAUCAGCUGCACAGCAUCUGAAAACUGAAGGAGUUGAGAAUGAUGUCCGUUGAAUCAGCAAACCAUGACAAAAUCCCUCUAGGAGCAACUGCUGUCCCCAUCCCAGGGUGAUUUCAGGUACUAUCCGGACAUAUCCACUCCAAUCACUCACUAAGAUGUGACUUGAGUCACUCAAGCUCCACCUAAAUGUAAAGAAAGAACAGGUUAAAAACAGGGAGAAGGUAGAGUCCAUCGUGACUUCUGCACUGAAUCUGUCUUUUGCUCAUUGGGUAAGACCUGCACUCUGAUUUCUCGUGUGCCAAGUUGUGGCAGAUUAGAGCUUCUCUGUACAUUGCCUUACUGUCACCUGCAAUCCUGAACCUUAACCCGUCGAGAUUUUAUUAAAUGAGUGUUAUUCGGGAAACUGUUAAUGUGCGUCCUUGGAGGGGGCUGGCAGUGGGUAAAGGUGCGGAGAGAGGAAGAAUCUCCGUUUGCUGUAUGAAAAUUUGCAUUAAAAUUCAAAAUAUUCAGCCUUUCAACACUUCAUUGUAAUAUUACCACACCAUCUCAAUGACUAAUCCACUGCACAGGACUGCAGUCAAGCCGUAUAAAUCUGCCACUGAUAGGUGGCUUCAGCAUUCCACAACUACCGCAUUUUUAGGAGAACUUACAAACUUGCCCUCUUGUAGGCCACUGCACUAUCGCGGCCUGUUGUGACUCCAGGGCCGUGCGCAUGCGCAGUUCGGCAGGGCGGGGCGUUUGCGCAAGCGCGGCAGCGCCGCCGCCUUCCGCCUUCAGCCGGGCCGCGUGAGAGCUCAGAGCGGUCCGGCUGUGUCGCGCCGGAGGGGACGGGGCUCCUGGCCCUGUCACACCUUCAACCUGAGGCAAACUCCACCUUAGACCUGACCUUCGCUUCUGCACCCUAAAACCGCCUUUUGGAUUUAAAUGUAGUCUGUCCUGGUUUUUAACAGUGUUGACAAGAGUUCCUGCAGGAGCAGGAGGGCUGGAGGAUGGAUUCCCUGGAUCACAUGCUCACAGACCCCCUGGAGCUGGACGGCAGUUGCACACGGAUUAUGGAGGACUGCAUGCUGGGCCCCACCCGGGUCAGUCUGCCUGAGGACCUCCUGGAGGAUCCUGAGAUCUUCUUUGAGGUUGUCAGCUUGUCAACAUGGCAGGAGGUCCUGACAGAUGAGCAGCAAGAGCACCUAAAAAAAUUCCUGCCUCACUUCCCUGAGAACAACCAAGAGCAUCAGAACAAACUCAUCUCAGCGCUGUUCAGUGGGGAGAACUUUCGGUUUGGGAACCCGCUGCACAUCGCCCAGAAACUCUUCCGGGAUGGACACUUCAAUCCCGAGGUGGUGAAGUACCGGCAGCUCUGUUACAAGUCGCAGUACAAGCGCUACCUGAGUGCCCAGCAGCAGUACUUCUACAGGCUGCUCAAGCAGAUCCUCGCUUCCCGCAAUCACUUGCUGGAAUUAGCCAGGAAAGGAGGCCCUGACAUGACACUAAGGAGAAAGCACUUCCCAACAACAUACGACUCGGAAGAACGAGACAGACGGACACAUCGGCGCUACUUGAAGAUCCUGAGGGAAGUAAAAGAGGAGUGUGGAGACACUGCCUUGUCUUCUGAUGAAGAAGAUCUAAUCUCUUGGCCUCCACGUUCUCCAGCACGUUGUUCAAGUCCUCCAGUUCCCCUGAGAGUGAUCCCCACGUUGUCAACCUUGGACAUGAAAACUGCAGACAAGAUAGAACUUGGAGAAAGCGAUUUAAAGAUGAUGUUGAAGAAGCACCACGAGAAACGAAAACGUCAGCCUGAUCACCCAGAUCUAGUCACGACAGACCUGACCCUUGAGGACAUCAUGACUCGAGUGAAUGGUGGCAGGAAAGGUUCCUUAGCAACCUUAUUUGACCUCGCAACCCUCAAGAAAAAGGUGAAGGACAAGGAAGAUAAGAAAAAAAAGAAGCCAAAGAUUGUUAAAUCUGAGGUGGAAGAUUUGGCUGACUCUCUUGGCAAUGCAGAUGGACUCCCAUCAAUGUCUCAGGAUUUUUCCCCCCUCCCUCUGUCAUCUGUCAAAGAGGAACCUCUUGAAGAUAUGAAGCCAUGCCUUGAAGUAAAUGAAAUAUCAUCCAGCUUCUUUUUCCUUCUUUUGGAGAUACUGUUUCUGGAAGGACCUGCUAUUCUCUCUGUGCUUGAAGAUAAAGUUCUCGAUUGGCAAUCUUCUCAUGCCAGUGCACUAAAUAACUGGUUUUCCUUUGCCCCUAAUUGGUCUGAAUUGGUUUUACCUGCCUUGCAGUAUUUGGCAGGCGAUAGCAGAGAUGCUCCUUCCAGCUUCUCACCUUUUGUUGAAUUCAAGGAGAAAACUCAGCAGUGGAAAUUGCUUGGUAGUUACCAAGAUCAUGAGAAGGAACUGGCAGCACUGUUUCAUCUCUGGUUGGAGACCAAAGACCAGACUUUUUUCAAAGAAAAUGAAGACAGCUCGGAUGCCAUGCCACUGCCCAGAGUAAGGACUGACUAUGUAGUCCGGCCUAGCACGGGAGAGGAGAAACGGGUGUUUCAAGAGCAAGAGCGUUACCGUUACAGCCAGCCCCACAAAGCCUUCACCUUCCGGAUGCAUGGCUUUGAGUCGGUUGUUGGUCCUGUGAAGGGAGUGUUUGACAAGGAAACCUCCUUAAACAAAGCCCGGGAACAUUCUCUCCUGCGCUCAGACAGACCAGCAUAUGUCACCAUUUUAUCCCUUGUUCGUGAUGCUGCUGCUCGCCUUCCUAAUGGAGAGGGAACUCGAGCUGAAAUCUGUGAGCUGCUCAAAGACUCCCAGUUCUUAGCUCCAGAUGUUACAAGUGCUCAGGUUAACACUGUUGUUAGUGGUGCUCUGGACCGAUUACAUUAUGAGAAAGAUCCCUGUGUGAAAUACGAUAUUGGGCGGAAGUUGUGGAUCUACCUGCACCGGGACAGGAGCGAGGAAGAGUUUGAACGCAUCCAUCAUGCUCAAGCUGCUGCAGCAAAGGCCAAGAAAGCUCUUCAGAAGCCAAAACCUCCAGCUAAAAUGAAGUCGAGUAGUAAGGAGGGUACUGUGAAAGCCCUCCCCACCAGCACAGCAGAUCCCAGUCAGCUGAGCCUCAGUGACUCCAGCAUGCCACCAACUCCUGUGACUCCCAUGACACCAACUGCCCCUGCAUUGCCAGCCACACCCAUCUCACCUCCACCGGUGUCUGCAGUCAGCAAGAGUGUAUCUGGUGCUGGGUCAGAGCCAGCAAAACCCAGCCAGAGCGUUCUCCUAGUGUCUUCUCCCGCCAUGCCCCAGCUGGGGACGUUGCUGUCCCCAGCUCAGAGCUCACAGGCGCAGCCAGGGCCAGCGCCCACCCCGCGUGUGGUCAGUCACAGCAGCUCCUCAGGCCUGCCACAGGUCCGUGUGGUCACUGCCCAAUCCAGCCUCCCAACUAUGUCCCAGCAAGCCCCAGUGGUCACCCAGCAGCAGCAGCAGCCCACGUCAGUGCCUCAAAUCCGUGUUCCAGCUACAACCACACAAACCAAAGUGCUCCCUCAGGCUGUGAUGACUCUGCCUGUAAAAGCUCAAAGUAGCCCUGUGCAGGUGCCAAGAGCAGGAAGCUCCAUGGCCAGCCAGGCAGGUAUCACUGUGACGGGGCUGCCUGCAGUGCCUAGCCCUGCUGUGAAGCCAGUGACCAGCUCUCCAGGCAGUUCUGCUGCCAGCACCUCCUCCACCACUAUCAUUCAGAACGUGGCUGGCCAGAACAUCAUCAAGCAGGUGGCUAUUACAGGACAACUCGGUGUAAAGACCCAGGCUGGAAGUGGCAUUCCACUCACAGCAACCAAUUUUCGGAUCCAAGGGAAGGAUGUGUUGCGCCUGCCCCCAUCCUCCAUCACCACGGAUGCAAAGGGACAAACAGUGCUGCGCAUCACUCCAGAUAUGAUGGCCACCCUGGCUAAGUCUCAAGUCACUACUGUCAAACUGACUCAGGACCUCUUCACAGCAGCUGCGGGAAGCAGUGCUGGUGGGAAAGGCAUCUCUGCGACUUUGCACGUGACAUCCAACCCUGUCCAGACUGCUGAGUCUUCAGCCAAGACAAGCACGGUGUCUCCUGCCUCUUCCAGCCCAGCCGGAGGCACUGUGGUUAAAGUGACUCCUGACUUAAAGACUGCAGAGCCAACAAGUUCUGCUUUCCGCCUGAUGCCUGCCCUGGGCAUGACUGUGGCAGAUCAGAAGAGCAAAGCCAUAACCACGGUGGCAUCGACGGAGGCCAAGCCAGCUGCCACUAUCAGAAUUGUGCAGGGGCUGGGGGUGAUACCCCCCAAAGCUGGGCAGACCAUAACGGUAGCCACUCAUGCUAAGCAGGUGCCCUCCUCCUCGGCGGUGAGCAUUGCUGGCACAGGCCACACCUCCUUACCCACCAUGAGUGCCACAGUGUCCAAAGCAGUUGCUGUGGCCUCAGGAACUGCGGGAACCCCCAUAACCAUUGGUACAGGAGCCACGGCUGUGCGGCAGGUGCCCGUCAGCACCACAGUGGUAUCUACAUCCCAGGCAGGCAAACUUCCAGCACGGAUCACAGUACCCCUGUCAGUGAUCAGCCAGCCAGUGAAGGGCAAGAGCGUGGUCACUGCCCCCAUCAUCAAGGGCAACAUCGGCGCCAACAUCAGUGGAUUAGGCAGAAAUAUCAUUCUGACUACAAUGCCAGCAGGGACUAAACUGAUUGCUGGGAACAAGCCUGUGAGUUUUCUGACUGCACAGCAACUACAGCAGCUGCAGCAGCAAGGCCAAGCCACACAGGUGCGAAUUCAAACAGUUCCAGCCUCCCAUCUCCAGCAGGGAACAGUCUCUGGCUCAACUAAAGCAGUGUCCACUGUGGUUGUGACAACAGCUCCAUCUCCAAAGCAGACUCAGGAUCAGCUGUGACCACUGGUUUUAACAUGGAUCACUUUCUAAGAACUUCCCUGAGCCUGUUGUCAUCCUCCAUCCAACCAAACACAUGAGGCUGCCUAACCCCAGCCAUGGCUUGGAAUUGGACUGGGUUCUGCCCUUGCUUCUCCAGGGUCAGCACUGCCAUGUCUGGGUAGAAAUUCCACAGAAAAAAACAUGCUGUACCUGCAAAACAAAAUGUUUCAAUUCAGACGUGAAAAUCCAAGUUCUGUGGAAUUGUUGUUUUAAGAAAUGUCUUGCUGUUUUUUGUCCAAAGGACUUUUGGCAAAUACAGUUCCUGUGCAUUUUCAGUUGUAGACAAAGCAGUUAUCCUGGAUCUUCAUUAAGCAGGGAAGGUUGCUUGGAAGGGGUUAUUCAGUGGCUUUUUAAAGUCAUGGAGAAGAUGUCUGCUUUUACUGGAGUCUGGCUGUCACUACUGUUACCUAGUGGCUCAGGAUGGUGCCUUCGACACCAGAGUUAUUGUAGCUUACAUCCAUGUCAGGUUACUGUCAAAGACAGGGUGAGAGUCAAAGUGUGCUUUUUGCUGUAACAGAGUGAGCAUGGGGGAGAGGGAGAUGAGAUACAGAAAGUCACUGUGUGAACAAGUCUGUCAGCAAAUGGGACUGUAGUGGAAAGGAAAAUGUUGAUGUUCACAAGAACAAUCCUCUUUUAGUUUUCUUCAACAUAGAAACCUUUUUAUCAGUGGAAACAAACUGUACCUUGAUUUAAAAGGUUGGAAUAUGUUUUCAAAUACACGCAAACUGUUGUCUCUUGGGUUCUGAAGAAAUACUUUAAUCCGUGACCCUAGCUGUUAGUUUUGGUUUUACUUUUGUAGUUUUAUCUGUCUAUGUAAAUAUUUUUGAAUUUUGCACAUACUGGAGAUGAAUUUGUGACUGUUCUGACAUGACCUUGAAACUGAAUGAGAUCAAAAGAUGUGCUGGACCAGGAGAAGAAUAAAAGUGGAGAAAGCCUUA